CGAAUAAACAUAACUUGGAUGAAAAUGACAGUCACAUGAAAUACACAAAUAUUGGAUAUAAGAUGACAGAGGUUGAUGAGUUAGAUGUUAACCCCCUUUUUAGGGCAUUGCAGAAAGAAUACCUGGGAUUGUAUGAAAAAGCACAGGAGAAUUGUUACAUUGUGUGUAUUCCACAGACUUCCUCUUUGGCAAAUAUUACAGUCACAAGGAAACUAGCUGAAACUCAUAUUCUGAAGCCAUCACCAUACUUUAAAAGCCAGUACCAAACUCUGGAAUCAUCUGCCAAAGUGGUGCAGCUCGAAGAGAAUGGAAAAGAAUUUCAGACAGUGGAAGGUUUCUCUGAAAAACACGCUGUGAAGAUUUUAAAUGAAGAGUUGGGGUACAAUCAGGAUUAUAAACCAUACAAAAUACUUAUUUUGGAAUGUCCAUUUGAUCCAUCACUAAAGGUUAGAGCAACGAGGAAUGGGACACCGGCCACUACUAAUUCUUUCUCUGCUUUUCAAACAUACACAGAAUCUUGUAACUUCCUAAAAUCUUUUGCCGAGUACAAAAUGGUUUUACGACAGGUGGAUGAGAAUCUGAAACAGUUUAAUGCUAAUUAUAUGAUCCUCAAGGAUUACCUCUCUGAAGUCCAGCACAAACUAAAGUCUCUAUGCCAGCAAGUUACUCAGGAUUGCUUAAAAUGUUCUCAGUAUGCUAAACAGCAGGAUCCCAAAUUCAGAGAGACAUUAGAUUACAGUGUCGAAAGCUAUGUAAUGGGUACAGUCCACAGUAAGGUGUUUUCUGUUGUCAAGGAAACAUAUGAGCGAGAUGAUAAAUUACUAUUUACCAAGAGCAGACAACUCCACAAUGUGACUGCGGAGCAGCUAGGGGUCAACAAGAAGAUAGCAUGUCCUCUUCCUCAAGCGGUUGUAGAAUUGGCAAAUCUGGAUGGACUCCGGACGCCACUGGAAAAAUUGUUCUGUCUGAAAUCAACCAUUGACAAUGCAAGCCAAACCAUACAGAAUCAUUUAGAAGAAAACCGAGUACCUCCUGUAUCAACAGCCGCUGAGGAAAACUAUUGUUUGACCUCAGAUGAUCUCAUUCCUAUAUUGGUGACAGUUAUUGCUCAGGCCCAGUGUCGAUAUUUUGCCAGCAACAUCCACUACAUAGAAACAUUCCACUGGGCAUCCGAGGCCAACGACAGAGGCAACCUUAGUUACUGUUUGGUGACCUUCAAGGCAGCUGUUGAAUACAUGAAAAACACUUCUUUUGAUGAAAUGGAGAGGCAACCUAGACUCAAGAGAGAGAUAAGUCUAGAGGAGUUGAGGAGAGCCACCAAUGGUCAAAAGGCUGCUGACCUCAGCAGUCCUGUGAACGGUUCCUCUGUGGUUCAGUCAGGUGCAAGUCACUAUGACCGACAGCUGGAGCGAAUCUCGCAGAUGCUAAAAGAGUCAAAUGACGAACUCAGGAAGACGGAGAAAAAGCAGUCCAAUCACACUAGCAGUAUUUUUGGAGAGAGUUACGAGAGAUUACAAAAGCCGGCAGAAGGGCUCCCAACCAGAAAACAAGACAAGGAGGACUUAGGGGACUUUCUAACCUCCCUACAAAAUGACAUGUUUGGAAUGAACUUUGGUAAACAGAGUUGAUGGCCUUUUUUCCAGAGACAGUUUGUUUUAGAACUCAAUUGGUUUUGAAUUGAAUGCAAUAAGCCAAAGAAGACUUUUUGAUAUUCAUUGCCCAAUUUGACUGAGGUUUAAUUUAUUGAAUUGAGGAUUUUAACUAUCAAGUGAUUAUACAGAAAAAAAUGUCCUGACAAGGGUUAUGCAUGUUCACCAGGUAUUUAUGUAUGAUUUAAAGGGACUUGGACACGAUUUGACCUCAAAUUUUCAAAUUUUAUUUUUCCAUUUUCAAUGUUUAUACUGAUAAAUAUAGAAGUUUUUAAUGCUAUAUGUAAAAAUUUGAAAGUCAAAUAUAAAGUUAUAUAAGGAAGAUACAGAGUUCGUAAUACUUUGUUUUGUAAACAAAGCUGAAUAUUGUCAUUUUUUACACAUUUGUUGUAUUGUUGUAAGUUUCAAUCAAAUGUAUCUUUCUUUUGUUGAUACUAGUAUUUAUGAAGAUAUUGAGGAAGUUUAAAAUGUUUUUUUACAUGUCAUUUUGUGAAAGAAAUGGUAAAUCUCUGCAUUACAUAUUUUGUAAACAACUAUAAGACUCGAGCUUUGUUUACAUAACAACCAAUUCUUACCUCUGUAUCUCGCUUGUAACUUGAUUUAACAUUCAAUAUUUUGGUCAAUCAUUUAAAAUGCACCGUAAACCAUUUUAUACAGUAAAAAUAAAAAUAAAAUUUUUGAUCUCAAAUCGUGUCCAAGUCCCUUUAAAAUGUGUAUCAGGUAUUCUGCUGAUAAUUAAUGCUGCUGUCAUUUACAUGAUUUCUUAGAGGUUGUUAGGCAGCCCCAGUAUUUCCAUUUUACCUCUUAAAGUGUCUAUAUAGAGAAUUUAUCUGCCCAUAAUUUUACAGCAGAAGCCUUCUGAUAUUUAAAUUAACAUACUGUAUACACGGUUAUUUUAUCCCUGUGCUUAUUUUGCCCUUCCACAGUUGCAAAUAGUUCACCCUGCCGCCAAUUCGUCCAAAAUUUUUUAAAAAAUUAACAGUUAUUUAAACAUUAUUUUGAAUUGACCUAGUCUUAAAUUAUGCCGCUGAAAACAAGGGUAAAAAGGUGAAAAUAAAAGGGGGUGAAUAUAAUGAACACAGUACUCAUACUAAUGUCUAGUAACUUAAUAUUUUCAAUUACAUGUAUAGCAAUUUUAACAUGGGCAUAUUAAAAAAUUACAAGUCAUUGGGCAAAUUUAUAUGAACUUGGGUCCUUCUGGUCUCUGUGUCAUUUGGAUGAGGGAAAUGAAUUUAUAUCUUCUCAUCCAAUGAUAUUUUUAUCAGAGGUAGGAUUAUUUAUUUAUAAUGCUAUGUAAUGUGUUAUCUUUAGUACAAUGGGAUAGAAUGUGUUUUCCCCUAAUCAAGUACAUGUAUUUAUUAACAGUACAUGAUGUCAUUAUGUGAUAUUAAAGGCUCCACUUUAUUUAACCGUAAAUCUCUGAUUUGAUAGAUAUGUUAUCAUUCAUAUGUACAUGUACAUGUAUAUUAGUACAUGUAUGAUCAAUUUUCAGACAGGAUUGUAUAGGGUAACAGUUUGAUCAUAUAUAUAUAUAUAUAUAUAUAUAUAUA
Messenger RNA from Magallana angulata, 3199 nucleotides. RefSeq names its product ankyrin repeat domain-containing protein 27-like. Gene Ontology annotation, cellular component: late endosome; early endosome; transport vesicle. Gene Ontology annotation, molecular function: guanyl-nucleotide exchange factor activity; SNARE binding. Bases 36 to 1628 code for a protein of 530 amino acids. The transcript has 19 exons. Lineage: Eukaryota; Metazoa; Mollusca; Bivalvia; Ostreida; Ostreidae. The record is from RefSeq and is a predicted model, not a curated record. Gene Ontology annotation, biological process: early endosome to late endosome transport.